GGGUCAAUAUUUUCAGUUCUCAAUUUACCGUGUAGGCAGAAAGAUCUUAACAAAGAAAUGGUUGACCUUAAAAUUUUAAAUUUAAAUGACGAUUGUCUCUUUCUUAUAUUAAAGUAUCUAAGCAUUAAAGACCUCAUAAAUCUAGCGGAUACCUCUAUUAAGUUUCGACACAUUUUGUUGAGUAGGCCGCCUGCUUUUUAUCCAGUUUUCCAUGGAAACCAAGCCGAUGGCAAUAAGCCAGUGUUAUAUUACUCCUCGGUGGCUAUUAAACUCAUGAGAAUCGUAUCAAAUAAAGUGAAAACUCUGGGUGUGAUACAGGGACAUGGUUAUGACAGAGAGGAUCUUGGCAACGUCGUUCGAGAUUUUCGAAUUCUAACAAAAGCAAAAAACAAAAUAGAUCUGCGACAUUGCCUUGGAGAAAAACCCAGACUUGAGGAUAUGUUACGAUUUUCCUCCUAUACUCGUGACUAUUUGAGUGUAAACAUACCUUCUUGUAUUUGUUACCUUGAGGAGUUUUUUCAACUUAUUCCUGAUUUGCGGGAACUACGACUUUCCGGAUUCGCCAAAUGUUCAGAUUGUGUUCGACUUAUACUGAAAUGCUUUCCUAAGCUGGAUGAACUCUGGAUUCGGGGAACCUGUCUCAAACUUCCAUCUGAUUAUGAAUUGAUAUCACAGAUGGGCUCUUUAACGAGACUCUCACUUAAUGUUGGUGGACCCAAUUGCUUAGCACCUUUGGCCAAUUUAACUGAACUUCGAUCUUUGUAUGUGGAGAGUAUAUAUAGCUACAUAUCCCCAGUAGAAAUUUUAGAUAUCAUUCAGAAGUGUAAGAAGUUGGAGUUUCUGUACUGCUAUUAUAUAAAUCAUGGUCAACAGCCCCAUGAUUCCAUUGCAAAUCUCUUUAGGAGAAUUAAGUCGAUCCGAGACCCAAGCCAACAGAAUCCACUUCAGUUGCAUACAUAUUUGGACCCACCUUUGUCUGAAGAAAAUAAAAAGCUGAUCGAUAAGGCUUACUUCGAAUAUCGCCGCCAGCCCUAGAAUUUUAACCCAAUAUAUUAAUUUUAAAUAGAAACCGAUAUUUCAUCUAUAUCUAACUAUUAUUAAAUUAUCUUUUUUU
Messenger RNA from Drosophila gunungcola (fruit fly), 1114 nucleotides. RefSeq lists its product as uncharacterized. The record is from RefSeq and is a predicted model, not a curated record. The transcript has 3 exons. Gene Ontology annotation, molecular function: protein binding. Lineage: Eukaryota; Metazoa; Arthropoda; Insecta; Diptera; Drosophilidae. Bases 58 to 1035 code for a protein of 325 amino acids.